Salvia splendens (bonfire salvia) is the source of this 2307-nucleotide messenger RNA. RefSeq names its product Tetratricopeptide repeat (TPR)-like superfamily protein. Lineage: Eukaryota; Viridiplantae; Streptophyta; Magnoliopsida; Lamiales; Lamiaceae. The transcript has a single exon. Bases 239 to 1627 code for a protein of 462 amino acids. Gene Ontology annotation, molecular function: RNA binding; protein binding. Gene Ontology annotation, biological process: RNA modification. The record is from RefSeq and is a predicted model, not a curated record.
AAUUUAGGGUACAGCUUGAAGAUAAGUAUGCUUCUCAGUUCAUAUAUUGAAUCACCAUCGUCGACGGCAUCGCCGGAGACGCCACAGCUGACGAUUCUCCGCCGCGCACCAGUUUACAUUUCCUCCCUUCCGUUCUGGUACUCCUCCGGUGUUCUCCUUCCGUAACUGUUCAUGAAUUUAUGAAGUAUGCCAUUAUUUCAAACAUUUUGUAGCAUUUGAUUUUGUCUCCUGUGCCUCGAUGCAUAAGCAUAAAUUACUCACCAGAAUCCAUUUUUCUAGUUCCCGCAAUUUCAAUCAGAAUGUAACCAGUGUUUCCGCAUGUGACGAUUUUUCAAAUGUGCACACAUAUUAUCAAAAAAUCAUAUCCAAUCCCAAAGAAUUAGCUAUUCUAGUAUCGAAGUGCUCGAAUUUGAAGCAACUACGCCAAUUUUUUGCCCAAAUUAUACAAAUCCGUUUUCUAGAACUGUAUCCGGCUUCCUUUCAUUACAAUAACAUCAGUAGAGCGUAUCUCCGGCUUCAAUCGCCUAGAGAAGCAUUGCUUGUUUAUAUUGCCAUGCGUCGUGCUGGCGUCUCACCUGAUGAAUUUACGCUUCCAAUUGUGUUGAAAGUGGCAAGUCGAAAUUUGGAUGUUGUGUUAGCGGGACAGGUUCAUGGAUUUUCUAUUAAGUAUGGAAUGAAGAAUGACAUGUAUUGUGUGAGUGGUUUGAUUAGCUCGUAUUCGAAAGGGGGAAAAUUUGAUAUGGCUCAGGAAGUGUUUUUUAGUAGUCCUGUAAGAAAGGUGGGGCAUUGGAAUGCUAUUAUAGCAGGGCUGUCGCAGGGAGGGCGUGGCAAGGAAGCACUGAAUAUGUUUGUAGAAAUGAUGAAAAGUGGGAUUUGCCCUGAUGAUAUGACUAUGGUUUGUGUGACUUCGGCGUGUGGGAGUUUGGGUGACUUGAAUUUGGCUCUUCAGUUGCACAAGUUUGUCUUUCAGGUGAAUAGAUUGGAAAAACAGGACGUUCUCACAAUGAAUUCCGUGAUUGAUAUGUAUGGAAAGUGUGGUCGGAUGGACUUGGCUUACAAGGUCUUUUGUGAUAUGGAGGAGAAGAAUGUGUCUUCAUGGACUUCCAUGAUUGUUGGUUAUGCUGCGCAUGGACAUGUGGAUGAUGCGCUUAAGUGCUUCAGUUGUAUGGUUGAAGCGGGCAUCACGCCUAAUCAUGUCACUUUUGUUGGAGUGUUGACUGCAUGUGUCCAUGGGGGUAUGGUGCAAGAAGGGAAAUAUUAUUUCAAAAUGAUGAAAGAUGGUUAUGGAAUUGAGCCAAUGCUGCCCCAUUAUGGGUGCAUGGUUGAUUUGCUUGGUCGGGCAGGUAUGCUGGAUGAGGCCAUCUUGAUGGUGGAGGGGAUGCCAUUGAAACCUAAUGCAGUCAUAUGGGGGUGCUUGAUGGGUGCUUGUGAGAAUUAUGGGAAUGUGAAACUAGGGGAACAUGUUGCUAAGCACUUGAUAGAGUUGGAGCCAGGGAAUUCCGGGGUAUAUGUGGUCUUGUCAAAUAUAUACGCCAAAAGAGGUAUGUGGAAAGAAUUAGAGAGAGUAAGAGAAAUUUUAAGGGAAAGAAAGCUGGCCAUAAAUCCUUCUUGUAGUGUGCUCAAGUGAUAAUCCAUUUAGUUUUUUUUAUUUUUCGCCGGAGGCAUUGUGGAUUUCAUUCAAUCACCUGAUCCUGAUAACAGUCCUUGGAUCUAGGAGUCGGGGAAGAAAUUACAGUUUAUUGGCGCUCCUAUACAACCUUGAGGCUUUUUCAUUGUUAUGGCCACCCAUUGAAACUACAGCAAAUUUCAAAAGAUUGCUUACAAGUUUUAAAUUACUACUUAGCUGGAUUCGGGCCUUAAACAAGGCUACUGAGUAUAAGUUGUUGGAUGAGUUUCAGAGGUGAUUGGAUUAAAAUAUGCUUACUCCAUUUUGACUGCUCUGGGGCAUUUCUAUAUGCUGUUGAGUUUAUGAUGAAAUCAAAUUGUUAAAUCUCUUGGAUUUCUCGUUGGCUUACCACUUUAUGUUUAUGCGGAGAUAGAACUCUGGAAGUCGUUGCAUAUUGCAAAUUCAAGGAUUUCGACAUUUUUUUUUCCAAAUCAGAACUACCUGGGCUCAGUAUUGCUUGGAUGUCUGAUGAUAGAACUGUGUAACGGCAGAUGCUUUGAUCUUUUAUUAUAAAUUUUUGGGAGUACUUCUUGGGAGGGCAUUAUUAGCCUUUCAGUGUUGUGCAUGAAAAGGUUUUUAUAGUAAUUAAUGUGCAAACUUCAUGAAAGUGAAGAAUGUUUCCAUUGAAAGCAUCUCCAUCC